Messenger RNA from Cydia pomonella (codling moth), 1468 nucleotides. Its product is annotated as coiled-coil domain-containing protein 124. NCBI's taxonomy places the organism in Eukaryota, Metazoa, Arthropoda, Insecta, Lepidoptera, Tortricidae. The transcript has 5 exons. Gene Ontology annotation, biological process: transcription by RNA polymerase II. Gene Ontology annotation, cellular component: nucleus. The record is from RefSeq and is a predicted model, not a curated record. Gene Ontology annotation, molecular function: transcription coactivator activity. Bases 168 to 806 code for a protein of 212 amino acids.
AACAUAACAAACUCAGGUUUAGAAAAAACAUACAAUCAGUCAACAUUACGCGAAUUUUCCAAAUUUUCUUGAAAAUUCAGCUAAAUAAAUUUAAACAAAGCGAAUUAAAGUGUCUUGUUUUGCGUAAUAUAUAACAGUUCCGUAGUUUAUAUCAAAUUCCUAUCACCAUGCCAAAGAAGUUUGUUGGUGAAAACAGCAAGGCCGUGGCAGCUCGGCAACGCAAAGAGGAUGCCAAGACUGAAAAAGAUGCGAAACUCAAGAAGAUGAUCGAAGACGCGGCGUGGGAAGACAACGACGACAAACUUAAAAAGAAACAACAGAAAAAGGACGAACAAGAAAAGAAGCGUCUAGAGCAGCUGCAGAAGAAACAAGAAGCCAAAGCUCUUUUAGAAAAGGAGAUGGAAUCCAUAAAGAGCACCCCAAAGGUUGCUCCCGCACCCAAGAUCACACGCGCGCAGAUUGCCAAGAUCCAGGAGAAGAGUGUCAAACCAGAGCCUCCCAAGCCAGUGCCUGCCCGAGUAGUCGUUGAGGAGCCUCCACUGGAGGAGAAUCUCAACCGGAUACAGUUGGACGGAGAGGUGGCACAGUCCGUGGAUGAGGCUAUAUCUCUACUCAGUGAUAAGGCAGAAAUCGACAGGCAUCCCGAGAAGAGGCUAAAGGCUGCCUACACCGCCUUCGAGGAAGUCACCAUGCCGCGCCUGAAGGCGGAGAACCCCACGCUGCGCCUCUCCCAGCUCAAGCAGCUGCUCAGGAAAGAGUGGCUCAAGUCUCCGCAGAACCCGCUCAAUCAGAAGAUCAGUGCUUAGGUUGUGUUAUUGAGCUAGUCAUUUUGAGUGACACUAAAAGCACUCUGAAACUAUUAUAAAAUAAAAAUCCCCAAUUUCAUUAACUUGCACAAUAAAAAAUGUAUGGGCUAUGAAAAAUCUUUUGCAGGCAAAAGUUGGCCAUUAGACAAAUCUUCACCUAGGUGAGAUUACAAGCUCACAAAAUUUAAAUUACCUUAUAGAGAUUAAACCUAAAGCCCUACCUAAAUUUAUUAGAACAUAUAAGAGGAUACGGGAGCUGAGAUUUAAAUAUUUUAGGUGAAUAUAUAUCUGUCUCCUCUCCUAAAACUAGUGUGAUAAGGACAACACCAGGUUAGACGAAAACCUGCGUAAAAAUCUCAAAUAACGAUGUUUUGUACACUGUUUCCUCUGACUUAACCAAAUGUAACGAAAUUUUGAGAUCUAAACAACACAACCAUGCCAAGCCAUGCCAUGGGUGGCAUGGACAGAACAACAUGGAAAUCCAUAAAAGAGGCAUAUGUUCAGCUGAGAAGAGGAGUUGUCUCUUAAACACACCAAGGUUUCCUAACGUGUGCACAACGCUUAAAGAAACUCGUAAACCAAUCUCUUACACAUUAUUUAUUAAAAAGUCUAUAGACUAAACCCUUUGUACUGUAAAUAAGAAAUAUAUUGAUUACAAAUCA